AACAUUUGAUAAUCGACAACAAUGUAUGAGAAAAGUAAAAGAAAUUUUUCUUGAAAAUCGAAAAAAAUAUGAAGCCCAUGUCAAAGAAACAGGUGAAACAGAAUCAUUAUUCAAUGAAUUGUCAUUAAAUAUGAAAGACAAUGAAUGGGCUGAAAUUGUUGCUAAUAAAGAAAAAACAUAG
Messenger RNA from Rotaria sordida, 181 nucleotides. The record is from the annotation of a GenBank genome assembly. NCBI's taxonomy places the organism in Eukaryota, Metazoa, Rotifera, Eurotatoria, Philodinida, Philodinidae.